Aspergillus clavatus NRRL 1 is the source of this 3393-nucleotide messenger RNA. It is a transcript of the gene msh3, whose product is annotated as mismatch repair protein MSH3. NCBI's taxonomy places the organism in Eukaryota, Fungi, Ascomycota, Eurotiomycetes, Eurotiales, Aspergillaceae. The transcript is spliced from 3 exons. The record is from RefSeq and is a predicted model, not a curated record. Bases 1 to 3393 code for a protein of 1130 amino acids. Gene Ontology annotation, molecular function: ATP-dependent DNA damage sensor activity; ATP binding; mismatched DNA binding. Gene Ontology annotation, biological process: mismatch repair; mitotic recombination. Gene Ontology annotation, cellular component: nucleus.
AUGCCGCUCCGAUCAUCUCAGUCGUCGCCACCGGCCUCACAAAGCUUUAAACGCAAACAACCUACCAUCUCAAGCUUCUUCACGAAAAAGCCGCCGACAUCGCAAGAGAAAGCCCAGGAGCCCGAGGACGAACCGGCGGCGAGUCGAAGACAAUUCGCAAAUGCCCUUGAUAAAGCGACGCGCGUGAAAGAGCACGGUGCCCCAGCAGAGAGAGAUGAGGAACAAGAGGAGGAGGAGGAGGAUAUCGUGGCCCCGGCUCCGAAGCGGAUUAAAACAAAUGGGGUGCACGAGAAGGAACCAGCUAGCGCGGCCAAAGAGGUAUCUUCUGCCUCGCGGCCAGCACCGCCGCUGGCUAGUAGCCAACGAACCGAGCUGUACAAGUUCGCUAGCUCGCCUGCCGAUGGCGCCGGCGCGGGCGUUGACCGACCAGAAGAUCCGGAGACAAAGCAGCGGCAAGCGGAGCGGGAAAGACUGCACCAACUGUUUGUGAAGAAGCUCGGGGGCGCAGACUGCGCGGUUGGGAUUGGCCGCAGCGCUGGCGGGGAUGCGCCGUCCGGCGCGGAGGAGGCUGCCGAGGGCGACGAGGACGAGGAGGUGGCGCCGGCGCCGGCGGCGAAGGGGAGGGGCUCGAAGAAAGCCGGCGGGGGCAAGCUGACACCGCUGGAGAAGCAGGUGAUUGAGAUUAAGCGCAAGCACAUGGACACAGUUCUGGUGAUCGAGGUGGGGUAUAAGUACCGGUUCUUCGGCGAGGAUGCGCGGAUUGCGGCGAAGGAGCUGAGUAUUGUUUGCAUUCCGGGGAAGAUGCGGUUUGAUGAACACCCUUCCGAAGCGCAUCUUGAUCGCUUUGCCUCCGCGAGUAUACCGGUGCAUCGGCUGCAUGUGCAUGUAAAGCGACUCGUGGCGGCGGGCUAUAAGGUCGGCGUGGUUAGGCAGUUGGAGACGGCUGCUCUGAAAGCCGCGGGUGACAAUCGCAAUGCUCCGUUUUCCCGGAAACUCACCAACCUAUACACGAAGGGAACGUACGUCGAUGAUGUGGAGGGAUUGGAGGGUCCUACACCUGCGGCAUCAGGUGGUGCUUCUCCAGCCACCGGGUACUUGCUGUGCAUCACCGAGACGAAUGCAAAGGGCUGGGGCAACGAUGAGCGGGUCCAUGUGGGUAUUGUUGCUGUUCAGCCGAACACGGGAGAUAUCAUCUACGAUGACUUUGAGGACGGUUUCAUGAGGAGUGAAGUCGAAACCAGACUACUUCACAUUGCGCCGUGCGAGCUCGUCAUCGUUGGGGAGUUGUCCAAGGCUACCGAGAAGCUAGUCCAGCAUCUCUCUGGCAGCAAACUGAACACCUUCGGCGACAAGGUCCGCGUGGAAAGAGUGGGAAAGAAGAAGACUGCGGUCGCCGAAUCGCAUAGCCACGUCGCGAACUUCUACGCCUCCAAGCUCAAGGCAGCCAGCGUCGACGAUACGCAAACCAGCAAUCUUCUCCAGAAAGUGCUCACCUUGCCCGAGCAGGUGACGGUGUGCCUCUCGGCGAUGAUAGAGCAUAUGACGGAGUACGGAUUGGAGCAUAUCUUCCAACUCACCAAGUAUUUCCAGCACUUUUCAUCUCGGUCUCACAUGCUUCUGAACGCGAACACGCUCGUGAGUCUCGAGAUCUAUCAGAACCAGACGGACCACUCGACCAAAGGCAGCCUCUUCUGGACUCUGGACCGCACGCAGACGCGCUUCGGGCAACGCCUGCUUCGAAAAUGGGUUGGGCGGCCCCUGCUGGAUAAAUCGCGACUGGAGGAAAGGGUGAAUGCUGUUGAGGAGUUGAAGAAUCCGGAGAAGACCGUGCAGGUAGAGAGGCUUAAGAGGCUACUGGGGAGGAUCAAGAGCGAUCUGGAGAAGAAUCUCAUCCGGAUAUACUAUGGAAAGUGCACCCGGCCAGAGCUGCUUACUGUGCUGCAGACGCUGCAGACCAUCGCACAAGAGUAUGCCGAUGUCAAGUCCCCGGAGGACAAUGGGUUUGCAUCGCCUGUUCUGGGUGAGGCGGUUGCGUCGCUCCCGACCAUAUUGAAAGAUGUUGUCGCUUUCCUGAACAAGAUCAACAUGCAUGCGGCCCGUAGUGACGACAAGUAUGAGUUCUUUCGGGAAUCCGAAGAGACCGACGAAAUUAGUGAGCAUAAGCUUGGCAUCGCCAGCGUCGAGCACGAACUGGAGGAACACCGCGCUGUUGCUGCCGGGAUCCUCAAAUGGCCCAAGGUGGUCUACGUAACGUCGUCGGGCAUAGAGUACCUGAUUGAGGUUGAAAACACCUCCAAUGCCAUCAAGCGAGUGCCGGCAUCGUGGGUCAAAGUGAGCGGGACCAAGAAGCUUUCCCGAUUCCAUACGCCAGAGGUCAUCCAGCUUCUCCGGCAACGCGAUCAACACAAGGAAGCAUUGGCCGCCGCGUGCGACAAGGCGUUUGCCGCUCUGUUGGCCGAGAUCGCCGUCAACUACCAGCUAUUCCGGGACUGCGUCCAAGCUCUUGCGACGUUGGACUGUUUGCUCUCCCUCGCGGCGAUAGCGAGCCAGCCCGGAUACGUGAAGCCCGAGUACACCGACCACACAUGCAUAUGUGUCGAACAAGGGCGCCAUCCCAUGGUUGAGCAACUCUUGCUGGACAGCUAUGUGCCGAACGACACUGACCUGGACACGGACCAGACUCGCGCGCUUCUGGUGACGGGUCCGAACAUGGGUGGUAAAUCGAGCUACGUCCGCCAAGUAGCCCUGAUCGCCAUCAUGGGCCAGAUUGGCUCCUACGUCCCUGCGCGAUCAGCAAAGCUCGGCAUGCUGGACGCGGUGUUCACUCGCAUGGGCGCCUUUGACAACAUGCUAGCAGGCGAGUCGACCUUCAUGGUCGAGCUGUCCGAGACAGCGGACAUCCUGAAGCAAGCCACACCGCGCUCGCUCGUCAUCCUCGACGAACUGGGGCGCGGCACAUCCACGCACGACGGCGUCGCGAUCGCCCAGGCCGUCCUCGACUACAUGGUGCGGACGAUCCGCAGCCUCACGCUCUUCAUCACGCACUACCAGCAUCUCUCGAACAUGACGCAGUCGUUCCCGGACCACGAACUGCGCAACGUGCACAUGCGCUUCACCGAGUCCGGCGCCGGCCAGGACGAAGAAAUCACCUUCCUCUACGAGGUCGGCGAGGGCGUCGCGCACCGCAGCUACGGCCUCAACGUGGCGCGGUUGGCGAAUCUGCCUGCACCGCUCCUCGACGUGGCGAAGCUGAAGAGCGCGGAGCUGGAAGAGCAGAUCCGGCGGCGGCGGCUGGCGAGGCUUCUCACCGCGGUGGGGGAGGUCAUGUCCGAUCCUGCCAAGGGCGAUGAGGAUUUCCUCGAGCGCCUCAUGAGCACCGCGGAGCAGUUGUAG